AUGAGCGACCUGCAGAAGUCCUUCGCGAAAUCGAAACUAGCCAAGCUACCCCCGGAGCCCCCUCCCAUUCCUGAGACGCUCGCCGAGGAGGAUGGCGAGUCUUCAGCCUCCUCAACAGAUACGGUGACUCCUUCGCCGACCAAACAGUUAUUUGCCAGGCCUGGAGGCCGUCGAGGAUCAUCAACGUCCCUAGAAUGGACCGACUUCUUCGCCCGGGAGCUCUACCUCUCGCGAACAGUUAACGAUAUUGACAUAGUGCAUCAUGCAUACCUUACUCCGCCGACAGGCUCAGCUCCACUAUUCGUCAUGCACCAUGGCGCUGGUUCUUCUGGCCUUUCCUUCGCAACCUGCGCCGCAGAGAUCCGCAAGAUCCUCCCUGACGCCGGUAUACUUUCGCCGGACGCUCGAGACCAUGGCAGUACAUCUGUAAGCAGGGCCAGUGAAGACGGGGAUGCCGAACCCGCGAAGGUCCAGCUUGAUCUGAGCUUGGAUACAUUGAACCAAGACCUCCUCUUCGUUAUCCGUGAAACGCAGGCCAAGAUGGGCUGGGAGGCUCUGCCGGAUAUCGUCCUUGUCGGACACAGUUUGGGAGGUGCCGUUAUCACGGACGUUGCGAAAAAUGGUGAACUAGGUGCAAAGCUACUAGCAUAUGCUGUUUUGGAUGUUGUCGAAGGGUCUGCAAUGGACGCGCUCCAAAGUAUGGAAACAUAUCUCUCAACUCGACCAUCACGCUUCCCAUCCGUAGCUUCCGGGAUAGAAUGGCACACACGAUCGCGCACAAUCCGCAACAGAACCUCCGCCCGCGUCUCGGUCCCAUCCCUCAUCUACCAUGAAGAUACACCCACAGACCCAGCAAAACCUUGGGUCUGGCGUACUAACCUCGCCGAAACGAAGCCCUUUUGGGAAGACUGGUUUGUCGGCUUGAGUCGGAAAUUCCUGGAGGCUCGCGGAGGGAAGCUUUUGCUUUUGGCUGGCACUGAUAGACUGGAUAAAGAGUUGAUGAUUGGCCAGAUGCAAGGGAAAUAUCAACUCCAGGUCUUCCCGGACGCAGGUCACUUUAUCCAAGAGGAUCAACCUGCCAGGACAGCGCAGAUCCUUGUAGAUUUUUACAAGCGGAAUGAUCGCAGUGCACUAGUUCUUCCUCCCAAGGUAGCCGAUAUGCAGGCAUCCUCAGCCAUGAAAAAAGGAACAGGCACUGGCUUGCCUUUGGGGAAACCCGAGGGUGGGAGUACAGGUUCUCUUAAACGGUCUUAA
This is a messenger RNA of Aspergillus puulaauensis, 1254 nucleotides long. RefSeq names its product putative ribosomal protein/carboxylic ester hydrolase (Ppe1) (gene ppe1). NCBI's taxonomy places the organism in Eukaryota, Fungi, Ascomycota, Eurotiomycetes, Eurotiales, Aspergillaceae. The transcript is spliced from 5 exons. The record is from RefSeq and is a predicted model, not a curated record. Gene Ontology annotation, molecular function: protein methylesterase activity. Bases 1 to 1254 code for a protein of 417 amino acids. Gene Ontology annotation, biological process: protein demethylation.